This is a messenger RNA of Sporothrix brasiliensis 5110, 534 nucleotides long. RefSeq names its product succinate dehydrogenase (ubiquinone) membrane anchor subunit. The coding region runs from base 1 to 534 and encodes 177 amino acids. The record is from RefSeq and is a predicted model, not a curated record. Gene Ontology annotation, molecular function: ubiquinone binding; heme binding. The transcript is spliced from 2 exons. Gene Ontology annotation, cellular component: membrane; mitochondrial envelope. NCBI's taxonomy places the organism in Eukaryota, Fungi, Ascomycota, Sordariomycetes, Ophiostomatales, Ophiostomataceae. Gene Ontology annotation, biological process: tricarboxylic acid cycle; mitochondrial electron transport, succinate to ubiquinone.
AUGGCCUCCAUCGCGCGCACUUCUCUGCUCCGACAGGCCGCCACCGCGUCCCGGAUGGCCUCUGUCCGUCCCGCCUUCCAGCAGCAACCCCUCUUCCAGACCACCGCCCGGAUAGCCGCGUUCCACGCCUCGAGCAGACGGAACUUGCUGCCGCCACCGAAGCAGGUCAUCAUCGGCGGUGUCAACGAUGCCGCCCCCAUCCCGGCGCCCAACCCCAGCCACGGCUCCUACCACUGGACCUUUGAACGUCUCGUCGCUGCCGGCAUCGUGCCCCUGACCGUCGCGCCCUUUGCCGCCGGCUCGCUCAACCCCACCACCGACGCCGUCCUGUGCGCCCUGCUGCUCGUCCACUCGCACCUCGGCCUCCAGGUCCUCGUCACCGAUUACAUCCCCGAGAAGCGCUUCCCAACGGCGCGCAAGGCCACCUCGUGGGGGCUCAACGCCAUCACGGCCCUCGUCGGCCUGGGCCUGUACGAGUUCGAGACGAACGAUGUCGGCGUCACGGAGCUUGUCAGCAAGCUGUGGCACGCAUAA